Mizuhopecten yessoensis (Yesso scallop) is the source of this 1763-nucleotide messenger RNA. RefSeq lists its product as uncharacterized. Bases 221 to 1039 code for a protein of 272 amino acids. The record is from RefSeq and is a predicted model, not a curated record. The transcript is spliced from 3 exons. NCBI's taxonomy places the organism in Eukaryota, Metazoa, Mollusca, Bivalvia, Pectinida, Pectinidae.
UAUCUACCGUCUCGUACACACAUGUGUAAGCUGACUACCUACGUGUGUUAACAACGUCUGUGUGACCUACAUAAUCACCGAGCGGUAUUAUCGAUCGCCAGACUCAAGUUAAGUUUGAAUACACCUUCCGGGUAACAGUCCAUGGGUUUGACAGCACCGAAGUUUUCCUGAUUUAAGAAAUAUUUACCGAGUACUGCGUCCCUGUCAUAAACCAGCAGAAAUGUCAGGCAAAAAUAAAGCCAACACUACUACCAAGAAAACUGCACCUGCAGCUCCACACUGUCAGUCACCAGCUCUUAAGAGAAAUCAACACAAAGAAACAAAGUCUGAUUUAGUGGUAGAAGGUACCGCAUCACAGCCUACUACAAAAGGAGAGCAGCAUAAGAAAACGACAGCUGAUCAAGCAAAGGCCAAUUCAGUGAUUUCAGUUACCCAAUGCCAGCCUUCUACGGCGGACGCCAGGACAGAAGGUUCACCACAACCGCCUAGCCAACCUAAUGAUGGCACCAACAAAAAGGAACCUGAUCAUGCAAAGACUGAGCCGGACACAAAGCCUAUAAAAACAGAACAUACCGAUGUUCGAACACCUACUGAUAAGGCACCUUCUGAGGUAGAGAAAGCGAAGAAAUCUCACAAUCCUGAAAUUAGGGUGACAAGUGACAGCCAGCUCAAUCCAAAAGAUUUGGACUUGGGUAAAACUAUCACUGGUGUAAUGGAUGCUCUCGGCUUGCUAGACAAUAACGAAGAUGCGAUGAAAGAGUAUCAGGCAUUGUUGAAACAACAGAGGAAUUUGGAAGAACAAAUAUCAUCCGAGAAGAGGAAAUCAUGGCAGGAAAACAACGACAUGAUGAUGGAAGAAUGUGACAAGAUCGGACAGGCGGAAUUGUCAGGGUCGUUGUAUAAUUCUCUUUUGCAAUUAAAAAAAAAACAUCCCCAGCAAUCCACUAAUGCAUUAAAAGAAUUUGCAUUCAGAAAACAAUUGGUGGAACAUCUUCAGGUGAGAUUUGCACUAAAAUCCGAUAUACGCGAGUACUUAUAAAUAUAAAUCCACACAAAAAAGAUACUUUAGUUACUUUGAUAUCAAAGUUGAAUGACUAAAGUAACGCAAUGUAAUAGUUGAUAUUACUGAGGAAUGUAUGACUUAUGUUACUGCAGCAGGCAUAUCUAUACCAAAUAUCACAAUAAAAUAACUAUUCUCGUUUAUACAUGUAGUAACACAUAUAUUACAAUUACAUCAUAACAUAUAUUCUUUCUUACUUUCUUAUAGUAGCAGAAAUCUAGCAUAACAUAUAACCUCAUUUAUAGAAAAGGAAGGUACAUUGUACAUGUAAACAUAACAAUGUAUACCUUUUCUUAUACUAACAGACGUGUAACAGUAACAGAAUAGAUCAAUUGAAACAUAUAUAUUCUCUCGUGAAAUAUCUGACAUAAAGCAAUAGUUAUGUAUCCAUCCUCAUUGUUGGUAGUUGAUAAGCGACAAUAACAUUAUAUAGCUAUGUUUAGUGGAUCACACAAAACAAUAAGAUUAUACAUUUCCAUCCAUAGAAGCAGACAUGUAACUAACAUAUACUAAUUUAAAGGAAAGUUACAGAUUUAUUUAUUUUCUUUAUUUUCUAUUUUUACCCCUUUUUUUUAAUUCUUACAAAACGUAUGACUUUGUUUAUGUUUUGUUAUGUGAAGGCACAUUGAAGAUAUUUCGCGUAAAUAUCUUAAUAUACAUAAAGGAUCUUACGUAAGUUUCCAUUUCAUAUGAGAUAUAUGAA